Molecule: messenger RNA, 390 nt
Organism: Macrosiphum euphorbiae (potato aphid)
Lineage: Eukaryota; Metazoa; Arthropoda; Insecta; Hemiptera; Aphididae
Source: the annotation of a GenBank genome assembly
AUGAUGUAUUGUGUUGAACCAAAUAUUGGUGUUUGCUCAUGUGAAGCAGGUAUUCAUGGACAAUUUUGUAAACACCAAUGCAUAAUUUAUAAAUAUUUUAAUAAAAUUGGAGUUAAUUUUCCUCCAGUAACCAUAGAAGACAAAUACUUUAUAGCAAAACUGGCAUUAGGUGAAAAAGUACCAAAUAGGACAUUUUAUGAGGGCUUAUUACCUACAGAAGUAAUUCAUGAACAGUCACUUGUAUCACAUGACUUUCAUCAAGAUAUUGAUUAUGAUGAUGAAGCAAAUAAAAAGAGUUCAACAGAAAAUCCCAAGUUAGAACAACGUAAUUGUUUAUCCAUAUUAGAUGAAAUUACUCAACAAAUGUCUAAUAAAAUAAUGAAAUAUUAG